AUGGAUUGGACGGAGUUGAAUAAGGUUGUGAUAGUCGCAGGUCUUAUUGGCUUUGCUAUCGUUCUCAAGAGUGAGGCCCCGAAGCUUCGAGAAUGGUAUCGCAAGCUACAGGAAGCCAGAGCUGCUCAGCCGGGCGCCCCUGUCUUCCAGCAGUUGGCAGUGAUUCGUUCGCCGCCUCCAGCUCUGCUGCCGAUCCAUUCACAUUCAACGAUUGAACUCACCUUCUGGGAGAAUCAAGGUGCCUUGGGGGAAGAUACUCGUCUUGAGGACUCAGGAGAACGGGGAGAUCGGAUGUGGUAUAGAAAUGACGCACAGUGGUAG
This is a messenger RNA of Aspergillus piperis CBS 112811, 321 nucleotides long. RefSeq lists its product as uncharacterized. The record is from RefSeq and is a predicted model, not a curated record. Bases 1 to 321 code for a protein of 106 amino acids. Lineage: Eukaryota; Fungi; Ascomycota; Eurotiomycetes; Eurotiales; Aspergillaceae. The transcript has a single exon.